UAUCUUCAGUCAAGGUUUAUUUUAUGCUCUUUCAGUGUAUGAGUGAAAUGCAGAAUAUUUAUGAUCGAACCACAAAGCGUUGUUUUGAUCGAAACUUUUAGGUGCUGAAAAGUUUUUCCGAAAAAAUAAAUGAAGGAGUAAAAUGGGAGCAUCCUGGUAAGAUAGUCUGAUUUAGUACAAAAUCAUACUGCUAUCAUCAAACUUAUCUUUAUGUGGUUGCAUUCAGAAUGCCUAUAAAUAACCCGGUGGAAGGAGAAGAUGCUGUUGAAAAUGAUACAGACUUCGAUAAUCAACUGACUGGUAUUUCAAGGCAAAGAGUUCAGUUGUCUCGAUUCCCAAUCAAGGAAUCAACUGAAAUUGAAUUUCAACCUGACACUGAAGUUUUGGAAAAGUGUGCAAAACUUAUCAGUAAUCAACGAAGCAGCAAUAGACUUAAUAAGCGCUUACGUCAAGAAGCCAAUCCUAUUGAUGCUUUGAAAAAACCAGCUGCUGUCAAAUCAUCCAGUACAGUUGGAUCGAAAACUCGCCGUCCAUGGGAACUGUGGAGCGUUGAAGACAAAAAUGCAUUCUUUGAAGCAUUAUGUGAAUAUGGCAAAGAUUUUGAAAGUAUUCAAAGCUACAUUGCGCAAAGAAGCAAGAAAAAGGGGGUUUCAUCGAAUAUGAUUAAGAAUAAGGACCAAGUUAGGCACUUCUAUUAUCGAACAUGGCAUAAAAUAUCAAAAUUCCUAGAAAUUAGUGUUAGGAAGCAAACCCAAGAACUAUAUGGACUAAUUAAUUAUGCAGAACUCAGAAAAAAGAUUGGAGGCUGCUUAAAUGAAAAAAAUCGACAGAAACUUAACGAAUUGGUCUUUAGUGGUGUGACAACAGUUAAGCAUAAAGGAAAGAAGCUAAGAAUAAAAACUCCUGUUUGUAGAGCCUUAAAGAAAAUAAAUAAUGUUACUGAUAGCAAAGAGCCUGAAGUUGAAAAACUUCCCAAAGAUGUUGUGGUUGAAUUUAGGCCUCAUAACAAUGCUGCCUGGCUUCAAGUGCAAAAUUUGUCCCAAAAUCCUAGGGUGCGCACGAAAGUGUGUCUUCAAAAACGCUUAAAACCUGUGAUAGAAUAUUUACAAAGAAGAUGGCGAUCUUACAGAUUGAAGAGGAAAGAACAAAUUUUAACCAGUCUUCCAAAUUCUACAUUAGAAGAAACAACUUGUGAUAAUCAGUUUGUGUUGCGGGUCAAACCUCCCAGAGCUGCAAAAAUUUCACCUUUAUCAUUGUCAGCUAUGGAUAUAGCUUCAAGUUCUGAUGUGUGCCUUGAAAAUUUUAUGAAACAUUCUCAAACUGUUGACAAAGACAGCACCACUACAAAAAAAAUAUGUCGCUUGAAACAGAAAAUUUUGCAUGAUAAACAAAAUGAUUUUAAUGAAGCAGUCUCUGAUGUUGUGGACACUUCACUUGAUUUGUGUGGAGAGUGCCCAGAUGUCAACAAUUCAUCUGAGACAGUUGACUUGAACCAAAACUCUGGUAAAUGUGUAGCUGAUGAGAUAAGUUAUAUUAAUGUUUUAACCCCUCCAAAAUCUGUUCCAGAAUGUUCUGAUUCCUAA
Molecule: messenger RNA, 1583 nt
Organism: Uloborus diversus
Lineage: Eukaryota; Metazoa; Arthropoda; Arachnida; Araneae; Uloboridae
Gene: crm
Product: protein cramped-like
Exons: 10
Coding region: 228-1583 (451 amino acids)
Biological process (GO): pattern specification process
Cellular component (GO): nucleus
Molecular function (GO): chromatin binding
Source: RefSeq, a predicted model, not a curated record